AUGAAGCUCCUGAACGUUCUCGCUUUGGCGGGGCUGGCCACAGCUUGCUCUCAUGAUCAUGAUGAUAAGGAGUGGACGAAGGAGGAACUCGACGAGCUUGAGCAGAAAUGGGGUUAUGAGUGGCCCUUUGCUGGCAUCAACACAUUUGCCCAUCUCAACCAUGUAAAGUGUCUCACUGAACCCACCGAGCCCUUCGAUAUUGCUAUUGUCGGUGCUCCUUUCGACACAGCCGUGAGCUACCGCCCAGGAGCUCGUUUUGGCCCACGAGCGAUUCGCUCUGCAUCUGCUCGCCAGACAUCCAUGCGUGGAUUCAACCCUCGCGCUGGUAUCAACCCUUACCAGAACUGGGCCAAGGUUGUGGACUGUGGUGAUAUUUCUAUCACCCCCAUCGACAACAACAUUGCUCGCGAGCAGAUGACCCAGGCUUUCAAGCAGCUUGGUCGCCGCAAGACGGUUUCAGCACUUGCACCCAAGGCUCGACUGGUGACUUUGGGUGGUGAUCACUCUUUGGCUCUCCCUGCUUUGAGGGCGUUGAACGAGAUUCAUGGGAAGCCUAUCCAGGUCCUACAUUUCGACGCUCAUCUCGAUACCUGGAACCCAGCUGCCUAUCCUUCCUGGUGGGGAGCCACUCAGUUUACCCACGGCUCCAUGUUUUGGAUGGCCAACCAGGAAGGUCUCCUUUCAAACUCCUCCUCUGAGCGCUCCGUCCAUGCCGGUCUACGCACCAGGCUCUCAGGUAACGACUUUGCCGACAACGAGGACGACACCUCCCAAGGCUGGGUCCGCUUCACAGCCGACGAUAUUGAUGAUCUCGGUACCAAGGGAAUAAUCGACGGUAUCCUGAAAGUACUCGGUACCGAAAACCCUGUGUAUCUCUCUGUCGACAUCGAUGUUCUGGAUCCCGCCUUUGCACCCGGCACCGGAACCCCGGAGCCCGGCGGUUGGUCUACCCGCGAGUUCAUCCGCAUUCUUCGCGGCCUUGAGGGACUGAACCUAGUUGGUGCUGAUGUUGUUGAGGUAUCUCCUGCUUACCAGAAUGGUGGUGAGGAGACCGCUCUGGCCGCUGCUCAGGUUGUGUAUGAGAUCAUCAGCUCUAUGGUCAAGAGAGGCCUUCAGGAUGGUGGGAAGGAAGGCAAUGGCGGCAAUGCUAAGGAUGAGUUGUGA
Molecule: messenger RNA, 1164 nt
Organism: Fusarium fujikuroi IMI 58289
Lineage: Eukaryota; Fungi; Ascomycota; Sordariomycetes; Hypocreales; Nectriaceae
Product: related to agmatinase
Exons: 3
Coding region: 1-1164 (387 amino acids)
Molecular function (GO): agmatinase activity; metal ion binding
Source: RefSeq, a predicted model, not a curated record